ACAUGGUGCCGACGGCAACAUAAUUUAAUCUCCGAUAUCCCAGAGAUAUGUCUAAAAGUAGCAAUUAAUUCACACGUAGGCCAGAGCAACGCUGAGCGGUAUGACCCGACGCUCAUCCUUCCAACUUCCGCUGUCAUCAUCGUGUAAUAAUGGCAUUCCUCGGUCUCCGCAAAUGGCCCACUCCUGUCUUCAAGCCCUUGUGGCCAUUCCUCACUGCAGGAUUGAUCACUAUCUACGGUGUAUCUCAAAUCCAGGAUUUGGCCGUUAGAUCACCAACAUACACUGAGGACCCCAAAAACCCAUACGCGGCCAGGAUAGCGAAGGAGAAGGCAAUUGCCCACCACUAGAAGGUGCUCUGCAGAUAAACAAGCUGAUUUCGGUUGAUUUGUUAUCUGUCGUUGUCCAGCAAAUAUGAAGUUCUGCAAUGCAACCAAUGUCGUCGUUCUUUUAAGCGUUGGUGUGGCCUGAAACUUGUCAUUUGAAAGUGAACC
Molecule: messenger RNA, 491 nt
Organism: Desarmillaria tabescens
Lineage: Eukaryota; Fungi; Basidiomycota; Agaricomycetes; Agaricales; Physalacriaceae
Product: ATP synthase j chain-domain-containing protein
Exons: 4
Coding region: 150-347 (65 amino acids)
Biological process (GO): proton motive force-driven ATP synthesis
Molecular function (GO): proton-transporting ATP synthase activity, rotational mechanism
Source: RefSeq, a predicted model, not a curated record